Molecule: messenger RNA, 1947 nt
Organism: Xyrauchen texanus (razorback sucker)
Lineage: Eukaryota; Metazoa; Chordata; Actinopteri; Cypriniformes; Catostomidae
Gene: pld5
Product: phospholipase D family, member 5
Exons: 10
Coding region: 1-1461 (486 amino acids)
Molecular function (GO): catalytic activity
Source: RefSeq, a predicted model, not a curated record
AUGCCAGGCUCAAAUCAGGAGAACAUAAUGAAGUCGCAGCAGAAGUGUAUUGCUGUGUUUGCACUCGUUUGCUGCUUUGCUGUCCUGGUGGCUUUGAUUUUCUCUUCUGUGGACGUUUGGGGAGAGGAUGAGGAUGGUGUCACUGAAGAAAACUGCAGUAACAAUUGUCGUGUUGUGCUUGUGGAGAACAUUCCAGGAGAGCUGUCCUUUAACCACAAUAGUUCAACCAAUAUGCCUCUCAUUGUGGGUCUCAACCACCUUCUGGACCAAGCCAAACUAUCAGUUGAGAUUGUAUCCCCAUACUGGGCUCUGACCUCCACAGACCAGGGGUCACAGCUUCAUUCUGCCUAUCAGAGUCAGUUUUUGUUUCAAAGAUUGCUAAGUCUGAAGUCUCGAGGUGUCAAAUUAAAGAUCGCCAGUGACCAGCCCAACUCCACUGAGCUGAAGAGCAUGUCUGACCGCUAUGCAGAGGUGCGCUACGUCAAUAUGUCUGCCCUCAGCAGAGGUAGACUGCUUUCCUCCUUCUGGGUGGUGGACAGGAAGCACAUUUACAUUGGCAGCGCUGGCAUGAGCUGGAUGGAGUUGUCCAAGCUGAAGGAACUUGGUGUGAUAGUUUUUGACUGUAGUUGUCUGGCUCUAGACCUGCACAGGAUCUUCUCUUUUUACUGGCAGCUGCAGUACAGAGACUACAUCCCCUCUAUAUGGUCCAAGAGAGUCACAGCUGUGUUCAGCAGAGAUAAACCAGUCCAGCUUAGACUCAACAAUACUGAUGCCUCUGCUUAUGUGUCGACAUCACCAGAGCUCUUUUGCUCCAAGGGUCGAAGUAGAGAUAUAGAUGCUAUUCGGCAUGUUAUCAGAGAAGCGAAGCAGUACAUCUACAUCUCUGUAACAGAUUACCUGCCCUUAGUCAACCGCAGCUAUCGAGGAUCAGCAAUUAUAAGGUACUGGUCACCAAUAGACGAGAUGCUCCGGGAGGCUGCAGUUAUGAGAGAGGUUAAAGUUCGACUUUUAAUCAGUCUGUGGACACAUACACAUCCACUGACUUUUAAUUUCAUGACAUCAAUGCAGGCGCUGUGCACAGGACUGCCUAGCUGCUCGAUAGAGGUGAAAUUUUACAGAGGCAAGGAACAGAUGGGAGGAUUUCAGCACAGAAUAAAUGAGAAUAAAUACAUAGUGACAGAUAACGCAGUAUAUAUUGGGAACCUUGACUGGGUUGGCAGUGACUUUGCCUUCAAUGCAGGAGUUGGACUGGUGAUUCAGGAAACGCAGAGUGAGCGGGAAGGCCAGGACUCUCUUUUAGAGCACAUAACUGAUGCUUUUCAAAGAGAUUGGUUUUCACCUUUCACAUUAAGCCUGCUCACUGGCAGCAAGGUGCUACAAGAGAGCCAACAUGGGAGACAAAAUCUGCAGGCUUUGAAAACAAAACCAGAGAGUGUAAAUGAGCGGAGGGAAGUUCUCUGAAGUGGGACCAUUAAGCCAGGGACUUAUCUGUGCCUUGGAACAUUUGUGCCAUGACUCAACUCAUUCCAAUUUUCAGAUGCUGUCAAUAGAAUUGAAUAAUUAUCUCUGAAGGACUUCUAUACAGGAAAACAUUUUUUGUACGUGCUUUUAUUUUUCCAUUACAGCACAGCAGGCUCAAUAAAAACGUAAUUAUUCUCACACUGAACAGUUAUGUAAUGCAUAGGUAUUUAGAUAAACAGUCAGUACACUGCAAAGCAAGAUUUUUGUCAUGUUUUCCAGGUAAUAUAUAAACAUCCUUUAAACAAGAUACAGUCAUACUUGAGAAGCAAAAUAAGUAUAAAUCUGACCGAAUCUACUAAUAUUUAUGCUUAAAAAAAUUAUUUGCUAAUGGGAUGAGAAAAAAUAAAUGAAAUUUGAGAUAUAUUCUCUGAAAAUAAUUUUGCUUCUCAAGUAAAUAUUUGUUUUGAGGAGAUAUUUUAACUGGAA